Molecule: messenger RNA, 384 nt
Organism: Macrobrachium nipponense
Lineage: Eukaryota; Metazoa; Arthropoda; Malacostraca; Decapoda; Palaemonidae
Product: homeobox protein 6-like
Exons: 3
Coding region: 1-384 (127 amino acids)
Source: RefSeq, a predicted model, not a curated record
AUGCUAUGGGAGAGACUGGCUCGGCCGGGAGAGAGCUCAGAGCUGCCUCCACCAGCCUCCAUGCUCUCACAAAAUGGCGGCUCGGUCGGUAGAAAGGGGGGUGGGGGAGUGGGGGAGGAUUGCUGCCUGGCUGGCUGGAAGGUAUCAUCAUCAUCAUCAUCAUCAUCAUCAUCAUCAGCUUCAUGGGUGCUUUCAUGGAUCACGUGGGAAAAUAAGUGUGAAUGGAACAACCCUCGCCUUCAUUUGAUGAUGGAGCGCUUCUAUUUCUGUGCUCGUCCUCUGGGCAUGAACAGAGCAAAGUCUAUAACUACUACUACUACUACUACUACUACUACUACUACUACUACUACUACUACUACUACUACUGAUAUUACUAACUACUGA